Acyrthosiphon pisum (pea aphid) is the source of this 706-nucleotide messenger RNA. Its product is annotated as chromatin modification-related protein YNG2-like. Gene Ontology annotation, biological process: positive regulation of DNA-templated transcription. NCBI's taxonomy places the organism in Eukaryota, Metazoa, Arthropoda, Insecta, Hemiptera, Aphididae. The coding region runs from base 41 to 520 and encodes 159 amino acids. The transcript has 3 exons. The record is from RefSeq and is a predicted model, not a curated record. Gene Ontology annotation, cellular component: nucleus.
CUCAGAAAAUAUUAACAAUCAGGAUGUAGAUAAUGACGUUAUGGAUGAUGUUGAAAAUGAAGAUUUAGGUAAUUAUAACAGACAGGAUAACUACCCAGACAAUGAUAUUGUGUAUGGAAACGAUAAAACUAUGGAUGCUGGAUGCUCAGAAAAUAUUAACAAUCAGGGUAUCAAAUCAAUAAUACUACCAGGUAAAGUUAGAACAUGUGGUCGACCGAAAGGCGCAAUUCUGACAACAAUCGGCCUUCGAAGGCCUAGAACUAAAAGAACAUUGGCUCAAAAACCAGAAACAAAAAUCCAAAAGAAGGGAAAUAGGGAUAUAGCUGUCGAUCCAGAUGAACCAACCUAUUGUCUUUGUGUUCAGAUUUCGUACGGAGAGAUGAUAUGUUGCGAUAAUGAUUCAUGUCCAAUAGAAUGGUUUCAUUUUUCUUGUGUUUCAUUAUUAACAAAACCAAAAGGUAAAUGGUUUUGCCCCAGGUGUCGUGGAGAUCGUCCAAAUAAGAUAAAACCUAAAGCCUAAACCUAAAGAUUUAUUAUUUUUUAUUAUUAUUUAUUAUUUAUUAUUUUAUUAUGACUAUCGGUUUCGUAUAGCCGAUUACAGUGAAUUAUUAUUAUAUUAUAAUUACCUAUAAGGAUUAACGAUUUGUCAAUCAUUGACAUUAAAUGUAAAAAUUUAAAUUAAAUAUUUUGUAUGUAUUAACUUACU